CAGAUAACACGUUUGAUGACCAGUGGGAAUCACACAAUGGUGACUGAGUUCCUCUUUUCUAUGUUCCCACGUCUGCAUGAAGGUGGCCUUUUAUUCUUUAUUCCCUUGCUUCUCAUCUAUGGAUUUAUUGUAAGUGGGAACUUGAUGAUAUUCAUUGUCAUCCAGUUGGACAUGGCCCUGCACACCCCUAUGUAUUUCUUCAUCAGUGUCCUCUCCUUCCUGGAGAUCUGGUAUACCACGACCACCAUCCCCAAGAUGCUCUCCAGUCUAGUCAGUGAGCGGAAGACCAUCUCCCUGGCUGGCUGCCUCAUGCAGAUGUACUUCUUCCACUCUCUUGGCAUCACAGAAGGCUGUGUCCUGACAGCAAUGGCCAUUGACAGGUACAUAGCUAUCUGUAAUCCUCUCCGUUACCCAACCAUCAUGACUCCCAAACUUUGUAUUCAGCUGACAGCUGGAUCUUGCCUCUGUGGCUUCCUCCUGGUGCUCCCUGAGAUCACAUGGAUUGCCACCCUGCCUUUCUGUGGCUCCAACCAGAUUCAUCAGAUAUUUUGUGACUUCACACCUGUGCUGAGCUUGGCCUGCACAGACACAUCCCUGGUAGUCAUUGUGGAUGCCAUCCAUGCAGUGGAGAUCCUGGCCUCCUUCCUGGUCAUUGCCCUGUCCUACAUCCGGAUCAUCGUGGUGAUACUGGUGAUGCCCUCUGCAGAGGGCCGUCGGAAGGCCUUUUCCACCUGUGCCGCCCACCUUGCUGUGUUCUUGCUGUUUUUUGGCAGUGUGGCUGUCAUGUAUUUGCGAUUCUCAGCCACCUACUCAGUGUUUUGGGACACAGUGAUUGCUGUCACUUUUGUUAUCCUUGCUCCCUUCCUCAACCCCAUCAUCUACAGCCUGAGAAACAAGGACAUGAAAGAUGCUAUUGGAAGGAUUUUUCGGUAUCAGAAGAGGGUUGGUGGGACGGGAAGGUAG
Cynocephalus volans (Philippine flying lemur) is the source of this 963-nucleotide messenger RNA. RefSeq names its product olfactory receptor 6K6. Lineage: Eukaryota; Metazoa; Chordata; Mammalia; Dermoptera; Cynocephalidae. The transcript has a single exon. Gene Ontology annotation, cellular component: membrane. The record is from RefSeq and is a predicted model, not a curated record. Gene Ontology annotation, biological process: G protein-coupled receptor signaling pathway. Gene Ontology annotation, molecular function: olfactory receptor activity; G protein-coupled receptor activity. The coding region runs from base 16 to 963 and encodes 315 amino acids.